AUGGCUGAUAAUUUAGACGAAAGCAUCGAAAAGGCCACUCGAUUCAAGGAGAAACAUUCCUUGGACAGUGACGAAGAAGAUGACGAAGUUAAAUACGAUGUUUUAGCGGAAGAUGAUAUCGAAGGUCAGGAAGAAGCCACAAUAGAAUUUGAUGACAAUAUUCAGAUCACUCCUUUCAAUAUGCGGGAGGAGCUGGAGGAGGGGCACUUUGACUCUGAUGGUACUUACAUCUUUGAUAAAUCUAAGGAUAUUAAGGACAACUGGAUUGAUAACAUUGACUGGGUGAAGGUGAAACAUCUGAACCCAGAGGAGGCCAAAAAGCAACAACAGUAUGAGUCUGACGAUGAAGACAGUGCUGAGAAGAAACGGGCAGACAACAUCGCCACCUACGAAGAAAUUAUGAAGAUUCUACAGGAGGGUGAGACAGUGGCUAAGGCAAUACGGCGACUGGCGAAAAACAAGGACAAGAUUCCGUCUGCGAGCCAGAAAUGGAGGAAAAAGAAACAAAAGACCUCUGACAACAAGGAGGAAGACCAAGAGGCGGUGAACAAAGCAAUUGAGGAGCAGAAGGAGAUGCUGCAUCUGACAGAGCUCUGUGACAAACUGGUUCAGCAGGGUGUUAUUGAUAUUUAUGAAACUCCGUAUGAGCGGAUAGCCUUCACCUUGAAGCAGCUGAAACAGAAGGACCAGAAUUCCAAACUGACAGUAGCUGAGAGCAUGCAAGUAGAUGAUGGCCUGGACAUGUUCGCUGAAGACUUCGACUCAAAAGAGGCUGAUAAAAUUAAAGGUACUCCAGGGAGCACAGAGUCUAAACCUGAUGAGACUGGCGACUCCAGCAAAGUAGAGGAGCUUGGAGGCGAGUCUUCCAAACAGGAAGUAGAAAUUACGGAACACACUAGCAUCAUGUGGGAGUACAAAAUUAAGAACACUGAUGAUUCUGAGAUUAAAGGGCCGUUCACAACAUUACAGAUGAUCUCGUGGGCGGAGGACGGAACCUUUAACGAUGGAGUCUUUUGUCGGAAAUAUCAGUCAAAUGGCCAGUUUUACAACUCGUCGAGGAUGGACUUUGAGUUGUAUGAGUAA
Candidula unifasciata is the source of this 1083-nucleotide messenger RNA. Lineage: Eukaryota; Metazoa; Mollusca; Gastropoda; Stylommatophora; Geomitridae. The record is from the annotation of a GenBank genome assembly.